Molecule: messenger RNA, 994 nt
Organism: Carlito syrichta (Philippine tarsier)
Lineage: Eukaryota; Metazoa; Chordata; Mammalia; Primates; Tarsiidae
Gene: SNAPIN
Product: SNAP associated protein
Exons: 4
Coding region: 64-474 (136 amino acids)
Biological process (GO): synaptic vesicle exocytosis; endosome to lysosome transport; regulation of synaptic vesicle exocytosis
Cellular component (GO): BLOC-1 complex; synaptic vesicle; BORC complex
Molecular function (GO): SNARE binding
Source: RefSeq, a predicted model, not a curated record
CGCUGCGGCGGCCCCGGUUCCCGGCGGCCCUCGCGGCAGGUUCCGGCAUCGGGACAGUUCGCGAUGGCAGGGGCAGGUUCCGCCGCUGUGUCAGGCGCAGGGACCCCGGUGGCGGGGCCCACAGGCCGCGACCUCUUCGCCGAAGGGCUCCUGGAGUUCCUGCGGCCCGCUGUGCAGCAGCUCGACUCUCACGUCCACGCCGUCAGAGAGAGCCAAGUAGAGCUCCGGGAACAGAUUGACAACCUGGCCACAGAACUGUGCCGGAUCAACGAGGAUCAGAAGGUGGCCCUGGAUCUCGACCCCUAUGUCAAGAAGCUACUUAAUGCCCGGCGACGCGUUGUCUUGGUCAAUAAUAUUCUACAGAAUGCUCAGGAGCGGCUGAGGCGGCUAAACCACAGUGUUGCCAAGGAAACAGCCCGCAGGAGAGCAAUGCUGGAUUCAGGAGUUUAUCCCUCUGGUUCCCCAAGCAAAUAACAGGACAGAAGAUGAGCCCAUGGUCUCAGAGUAGCACAAGUACUGGUCCCCAGCUGCCUGGUUUCAACAGACAUGCAAAGAUUCCAGGAGACAAUCCCUGCACUUUUGAAUAUUAGAAUGGCAGUCCUGUUAUUUGAGGCACUUAGUCUUAUCCAUUUAUGUAGGGGCCCCAAGAAAACUACACACAGCCAGACUGAGGUUCCAAAAGGACUUGCAUUAAUUAUGGCUCUCGCUUCCUUCCACAAAUAAGGUCUGUUUUUUGAAAAGCUACAUACUUGAGGCCUGCCUUUUUCAGGCCUCAUUAACCAGAGUGGGCUUCAUUAUGUGCCUGGUUAUGUGGGCCUGGGCAGCAUAUCCUCUACCUGUGACCUCGUUUUUCUGUUUACACUGAGGACUUGGAGGAGAAGGCAGGCAAAGUCCAGGUGAAGGAACUCUGUCGACCUUUUUUUCUAAUUGCACUGGCUUGAAUACAGUAGCAGUGUUGCUAGAACCAUUUAAUUCAAUAAAUACUUUAACAGUA